This is a messenger RNA of Acanthochromis polyacanthus (spiny chromis), 7305 nucleotides long. RefSeq names its product monoglyceride lipase (gene mgll). Lineage: Eukaryota; Metazoa; Chordata; Actinopteri; Pomacentridae. The transcript has 7 exons. The record is from RefSeq and is a predicted model, not a curated record. Gene Ontology annotation, molecular function: lipase activity. Gene Ontology annotation, cellular component: membrane. The coding region runs from base 119 to 1159 and encodes 346 amino acids.
GCGCAGUGUGCAGCUCAGGAUUAGGUCCGUGCUAUCCAGAGCGGCACACACCGUCAUCCGCGAUGCACGCUUAGCGCGAGCUCUAAAGCAAACAGUAAACAAACAACAACAGUAAACAAUGAACGCCGCCACCGCCGCCUCCUGUCUACUGGUCGCCGGCUUCAGCUGCUUCCUGUACGGCGGCGGAGACCUGCUCUCAUCGCUGCUCCGUGUCUCCGUUGCAGAGCCCUCCAUGCCCGAGCCGGGAGCUGCUCCGCGGCGGAGCCCGCAGGGAGUCCCCUACACCGACCUGCCGCACAUCGUCAACGCCGACGGACUGCACCUGUUCUGCCGCUACUGGGAGCCCGCUGGCCCGCCAAGAGCGUUGGUGUUUGUCGCCCAUGGAGCCGCUGAGCAUUGUGGGCCGUACGAUGAGAUCGCUCAGAGGCUGAAGGAGCUUUCUCUGCUGGUGUUUGCACACGACCAUGUGGGUCAUGGUCAGAGUGAAGGAGAACGGAUGAACAUCAAAGACUUCCAGGUUUACAUCAGAGACUCCCUGCAGCACAUCGACCUCAUGAAGUCCCGCCACCCUGAGCUGCCGGUCUUCAUCGUGGGACACUCAAUGGGCGGUGCCAUCUCCAUCCUGACCGCCUGUGAGAGACCUGAGGAUUUUUCUGGAGUGGUUCUGAUCGCUCCGAUGGUCCAGAUGAGUCCGGAGUCGGUCACACCCUUCAAGGUUUUCAUGGCGAAGCUGCUGAACCACAUGCUGCCCAGCCUGCCUAUGGGCGCCAUCGACUCCAAAUGGAUUUCACGGGACAAGAAGCAGGUGGAGGCGUACGACUCUGAUGAGCUGAACUUCCGUGGAGGUGUCCGGGUGUCGUUCGGGAUGCAGAUGAUGGGGGCCGUGGCUCGGAUCGAGAAGGAGAUCCCGUCCAUCAGUUGGCCCUUCCUGCUCCUCCACGGAGAUGAAGACAAACUCUGUGACAUCCGAGGCUCUAAGACCAUGUUUGAGAACGCCUCAAGCUCUGACAAGAAGAUCAAGGUGUAUGAAGGAGGCUACCACGCUCUCCACCAUGACCUCCCAGAGGUUGUUGAGUCAGUGCUGAAGGAACUGACUGGUUGGAUCACAGAGCGUCUCCCUGUCGCCACAUCGCAGCAAAACUCCCAGAUUCAACCCUGAAAACUGGUUUCCAGAGCCCUGCUCAGCUUCUACUAACAACUACUGAUCCUCCUGGAGACGCUUGGGCUUCAGUUCCUCUACUAAAGGUUUAUCUUCUGGGUUUAUCUUCUGGGUUUAUACUGUACAAAAACACUACCCUCUUCCUCCAGACCACUGGUUUAACUGUAGUUACUGUAGAGAGGUUCAUCCUCUGGGUUCAUUCUGAACCGUCCUGACCAGUCGGACCACUGGUCUGGAGUUACUGUAGAUACUCAGCAGUGUAUAAAUUAAAUCAGGGAAGCUUCUCGUCCUGCAGCUCACCAGCUGGAGAUCAGAGUUCAGAGUGCAAUAAUGACGUUUCUGUCUCCUCCUCACUCGUACCAACAACCAGAUUCCUUAAAUCCUGAUGAUAGAAGUUAUUUGGAAGAUUAUUAAACUGCAGAGGAGCUUUCAGCCGUUCAGAGAAGAUCAGAGGAACCUCCUCAUAUCCACAGGAAGGUCAGAGGAACCUCCUCAGAUCAGCCCCUCUGCACAGUGAUCAGCUCGAUAUUCAGCUGAACUAAUCUCCUCUAAAACACCUGAUUGCAGAUGCAGCUUCCCGUCUUCUAUCUCCUUGUCUCUUUGUUUGGUCUGAAUACUCCAUGAGGCAGAUGGUUGGUGAACAUCUAGUCCAUCUGAACCCAGCAGAGGUCUGCACCCAAACCCAGUCUAGUAAUUAUUCUCUGAAGUGAAGACUUUAAUAUUUCUAGAGUUUAUUUUCUGAUACCUUCUGACCCCUGCAUUCAUAUCGACCUGUAAACACAACAACAAUAAUAACAACAACAAUAACAACAGCAGCUGUAAUCCAUUUAUAUCAACUUGUAAACUCAGAAACGUUCCCUCUGAAAGCUGUGAUCCUCUAAUAACCAGGAUAAAUAGCUGUGAUCCUCUAAUAACCAGGAUAAAUAGCUGUGAUCCUCUAAUAACCAGGAUAAAUAGCUGUGAUCCUCUAAUAACCAGGAUAAAUAGCUGUGAUCCUCUGCAGGAAGGAAUCAGACGCUGACCUUCUGACAUUUCAGGGUCCAACUGAUUGUCUGUUGGAGUCUGGACACGUUUUUAAUGAAGUUCAGACGUUGAGUCCAGCUGGAAGACGAGGAAUCAUCUGUGUUCAUUUAACAUCUGCUGUCUGUGAAUCCUUCAUCCAGAGCAGAAUAAACGACGUCUUCAUGAAUUAAAGUCAGAACAAUAGAAACAGCAUCUUCUGUCCAGCAGGUUCUAGGAGGAUUUACAUGAGAAAAAAUGGAAUUAAUGGUUAAACUUUUGGCUUUUUAAAGCAAAUUCUGGGCUUUUUAUUUGAAGCUGUCACGUUUUUUCCCCACUGUGUUAAUUAAUAACAUCAGGAACAGUGAGUGUUUGGGUUUGUAGUCCUCUGAAUCCCUUUAGAAGGAAAGCAGCUCACAUUAUUUAAAUGAUAAACUUCUGAAGUCAGAUCUAAACCAAAGUUAAUGUCCCGUUAGUUUAUAUCCUCGUUAACUAUAAACUAAACUCUUUAUUCUGUCAGGUCGGCUGGAAUCAGCUUAACAUUCUCCACCUUUUGUUCAUCAAACGUGAGACUCUUCCAGCAGAUUUCCCUUCAGCUGCACCUUUAGCUUCAGAAAUAAAAAAAGGAUCAAAUAUUUAAUAACUGAGGAGAUUCCUGCCGACACCAGACGUCCGUAUGUUGUGUGUUCCUCCAGAAAACACAUCCAGCUCCAGGCUUUUUAUUCCUCUUUUUAUCCCUCAGAGUUCAAACAGACUCCUGCAGAGAGUCAGGAAGCUCAGAGUGGUCUCCAUGGUGACCGCUACUCCUGUAACCACGGCAGCAGCUCGUUUUUUACCCUGUUUUACACGUUGUCACAUCAGCAGGCUACUCAUGGGGAACCACGGCUGGUUUUACCCCGUUUUACCCAUUGUCACCAUGGUGACCAUCACACAGCCAGAUACAAUGACAUGACUGUCUGCUUCAUGACUCCUCCUCUGUCCUCAUAGUUCCUCCGGUUCUCUGGUGGUUCUCUGGUGGUUCUCUAGUGGUCUCACCCAGCUUUAGGUUUGUUUCUUUCUGCUGUAGUAUCUGCUGGGUUUUGUUCCUUCCUGGUUCUACUCCAGGUUUAAAUGUCCUCUGCUGCCCCUAGUGGUCAGCUAUCAGAGCAGCAGCAGGUGACAUUAGUGACAGAAUCUGACUUUAAUCUGCAUUUAUUCAUCUGUGUUUUUAGCUGUUUAAUUUGUUUUAAAUGGAACUCACCACUGAACUCACUGCUGGUUCUGAAAAAAUGACAGAAAUUUAUUCACCUUCAGGUUUAAGUGUUUUAAGACUUCAGUCAGGUUUAGGUGGAAAAUCAGAGGAAUUCAUUGUGUUCAGAGGAAAAAGGCCCCACAUCAUAUGCAUAAUAGUUAACUUAGAUGAACCCUCUGAAGCCCAGGCUGCUUUAUUUCUGCUGCAUCUUUUGUCCAUGUGGGCUCAUUUUUUUAUUUUAAUAUACAGUCCUAAACCUCUAUGGAAACAGAAGAACCAGGAUUAGAAGCAGAAAGAUAAUCAAACCGUCUCUAAUGGAGUGAGAUCCAGUAGUUAUAGUUAUACUGACGGAAAUCCUUAAAAAGCAAAAAGUCAAUUUCUGUGUUUACGUUUUUUACAAAAUUGUAAAACAAAAACAAAUGGAAUCAAAAUGUACAUUUUAACAUUUCCCAAACAGAUGUUAUCAGUACUGGAAGAAAUGAGGGUUUCCACACUAUUAAUAUUUGAAUCCUUACAUUUUUAAUCCCCUCUGUGUGAACACUGCCUGCAGUUCAGCCGAGGUUCAUCCUGAGUUUUAUUCAUUAAUUAACAUUAAUUCUCAGCUGAUGGCUUCACAAUUAUGCUGAAAAAUGUAGAAUUGUUUUUUAACUGAAUCUAGUUGCUGCAAAUGGUUUAUUUUUAGUGAUUUUUUAAUGAGACGUCAAAUGAAUUCCUGAUUUAAUGAUAGAUGAUAGACGUCAAACAUGAUUAGUUUAAAACCUUUAUUUGUUUGUAACCAUUCCUUCUGGUUUUCUAGUUUCUGGCUCUGAUUAUGGCGUCAUUUAGUAUUUUCUAAAAGACAACAAGCCUUCCAAACCUGCUGGAAGCUUUUGGGGUUCAGAGGGUUAAAAUAGCGGAUUUAAAACAAGUAACAGGAAAAGCAGAUGAUAAAUAGAAGGACGUUCAGGAUUCAGUUCAUCCUCUGUGGUUUUAGAAGCACCAGGGCAAAUAUCAGCUGCCAGUGGUCUGAUGCAGAUGGGAUGUAUUCACCAGAACCUCCACCUCAUCCAGAGAUCCUCAGACACCUGCUCCUGAUCAGACUGCAGUAGAACAUGAAGGUCCUACAGUACCAGUACUAUUUGCUCUAGCUGAUAGACAGCUGAUAGAUGUCCUGCUGCAGAACAUCAUCCUGGAUCUUCUCUGACGUUCUAAAGUUCUGCCUGUCAGACUCCAUGAACACAUUACUGUCAUUAGAGAGGAAACAUGAGAGGAGAGAAGCUGUCAGUAACCAUGGCAGCCCAUUAAUAUUUAUUUAAAUCAGUGAAUGAAGGGUAGAGGAGGCAGUCUGAUCGUCUGUUUGCUUCUCUGAGGAUUUCCUUUGGAAAUAAUGAGCAGCCAGUAACAGACUAAAACACUAUUCCAUCCCAGCGAGGGGAUUUUAAGGCCACAUUUUUCACUUUUUUGGUAAAAAUCACUUAAACCCGGUGUAUUUCUGCCCCCUGUUCAUUCCAUGUGUGCUUUAGAGGUGGAGGAUGAUUACAUUACUCCGUCUCUUCCUGUAGCUGGACGUCUUUCCUGCUCAGAUUCAUGCUGAUGUCCUAAUCGACCAACUGUGCGCAGAGAAAGCCUUGGACAGUAAAAAUAACCCACUGACUGUUAAUAUCGUAAAUAACAGAAACUGUUGAAUCAAACCGGAGCCAUUUUUGUAAAGAAAAAGAAUCAGUUUGUUGCUGGUUUGUCGUUUUCUUUUCUAAUCUCGACUUUAUGACUGUUUCUAAGGACAGAACUGUUAAUGAUGGACUAGCAGAGUCGUUCUGUUCUGACUGAUGAGAUUAAAAUGCACUGGAAGCUUUCAGAGAAGCAGCAAGAGUUGAAGAGGUCUUCUCCAAAAUGCUGCCGCUGCAGGAACACAUGCAUGAACUUCAUCCAGACGUGAACCAUUCCCCGUCUAAACAGCUUCAGAUCAGCUUCACAAAGUUCAUGUCGCAUUUUGGAACAAAGCCUGCUUCAAAUCUUGCUGUUUUCCUCCAGCGGUGUCGACUGCUUUUAUUUCUAGAGUCGCUCUGCUGAAGCUAAUUAUAAAACACUUUAUGAUAACACAGCAUUGCUAACGAUAACCAAUCAGGACUCGCUUUGUAUUUGACACAUCUUUUAUUUAUAGAGAUUAAUUUUACGUAGAGGCAUCUAUAUAUUGAGACGGAGGCAGUUUUUAUAUAUUUACCCUCCUGGUUUCAGGUUUCAUAAUACUUUCUGAGGUUCCAGGUUGUUUCUGGUGAGAUUUCACAUCGAGCGAUGUUUUUUUUACUGUUCUAUGUUGAAAAAAAAUAACUUGGAGAACAUUAAAUGUUUAAACCAGAGAAGUCAAACUCAUUUUAAUGCAGGAGCCUCAUUCAGCCCAAUGUGAUCUCUAGUGACCAGUAAAACCAGACCAUAAUACCCUGAACAUAAGCACAACUACAACAUUUUUCCCGCUGCAUACUUAGUUCAUGUGAUUUGGUAUCCGUACAUAACAUGAAAUGAUUUUAAAUUUACCUUCCUUUCCACAGCAGUGUGGGGAUCCUGACCUCCUGAGCUGACAAAGCAAAUAAACUAAAUAGGAACUAUUAAAGAAGCAGCUUAAAUUGUCCCUCUGCCUUGUAAAUGUAUAAAAUUUAUACCUAAAAAAUACAUAAAGCUGUGUCAGUGCAUAAAAACAGGGUUCCACCAAACUUUACCAAGUUUGACAUCUCUGGUUUCAACAUUCUGAUUCUAAAAUGUGAUUUUCAGGAACUCAUUGUCACUUUAAUCUGAAGUUUUUCUUUUUAAAUAUCAUAAAAUUCAGUAGUAGUGACUGAGAGACUUCCUGGACCUCCCUUCCUUUACCUCAGAUCACAGAAUAACUACAACCAUCAGGUUUUCUCUGAAUCAUCUGAAGAAAUGCUAACGUGUUGUACGUUUAUUCCUGAACUGUUCUAGUGUUGUCUGUGCCUUAUCGAUGUGAGUCUGACAGUCUUUGUGCUCAUGUUUGAUUCUGUGAGUGUCUUGUAUAGAAUGGAAACCAGUUUGUCUGGUUCUCUGGUGUCACAUCUGGUUCUGCUUCAUUAAUGACCAUAAACAGACAGACAGGUGAAACCUUUAUUGAUCCCGCAGCCGUAUACUCAUACAGUCUAUGGUAGUUAUUUACCGUCUGCUGGUCUUCCUCCUGCCCGUCUGGAUUUCCAUCCAAUCAGGGCUCUCUUCACAUUUAGGUCAAAAAACAGUUUGUGAAUGUGGAAAACCUCCCAGCUCCUCAAACACCUGCUGAGAUUCAGACAUCCAGAGAAAGCGAAGCCUCUAUCUGGUCGUUCUAAGGACAGAAUGACGGUAAAGGUUCAGUUCAUCACAGGAGAACCAGAUGUGUUCUGUUUGAUUAUUCCAGACGUUCAAAGCAGAAAUAUUAAAUAACUCUCUACUUAUUCAGAUUUCAGGUGGAGGUGUGGUUUGGAUGUAACUUCAGCUGAAACCUUCAUAUUUCUGUUGUGUGUCUAAAAACUUCACAAAGUUUCUGUCUGUGUCUCUGUCAGGAUUUAAAAUAAAAAAUGUGUUUUAAUCAGAAAACCCAGCAGAGUGAUGUGAAACCUCCACAGAUAAAGUAUCAUGCAGUAAAAUAAUGAAUAAAAGACAAACUGGAUCCGACAAAGUUUAUUCUCCAGCAUCACGUUUUGAGUCUUCCUUGUAAAGUUCUGCUUGUUUGGUUUCUUACUGAGUCCUGGAGGACGUUUUAUUGAACCGUCCAGCGCUGAAGUUCAUCAACAGAUCACCUUCCAUUCAUAUUCAGAUUAAACCGUUUAAAAUACAGCAUCAGUUUACUACGAUGUUGUAAAUAAUGUGUAAAUAGAUGUAAUACUGGGUUCUGAUUGUUACCAGACUGUUCAUAAAGUCCAAACUCUCUGACAGAAUAAACUACAUGAAUGUUUAA